AUGUUAUUAUCAUAUUUAAAACUACAAUUCUCAUCAAAAUUAUUAACUUCUUGUUUAUUGAAUGCUCCUAUUCGUACAACGAGUACCGUAUCAGCAAACUCAACAAUUAAACAAGAUAAUCAAACACGUAGUGAAUCUCAAGGUCGUCGAGUGAACACAGGAAUACUUUUACUCAAUAUGGGUGGACCAGAAACAACAGAUGUAGUAUUUGAUUUUCUUAAUCGUCUGUUUUCUGAUAAAGAUAUUAUCCCUUUACCAGCCCAACAAACAUUAGGUCCUUUGAUUGCUCGUCGUCGUACUCCAAGUAUACAAGAACAAUAUGCAAAAAUUGGUGGUGGAUCACCAAUUAAAAUGUGGACAGAAAAACAAGGUCAAGGAAUGGUUAAACUACUUGAUCAAAUAUGUCCAUCGACAGCUCCUCAUAAAUAUUAUAUUGGUUUUCGUUAUGUUAAACCAUUAACUGAAAUGGCACUUGAUGAAAUCGAAAAAGAUCGUCCUCAACGAAUUAUUGCUUUUACACAAUACCCACAGUAUAGUUGUUCAACAACAGGUAGUAGUUUAAAUGCAAUUGCUCGAUAUUAUGCAGCAAAAAAGAAAAAAAUAAAAUUAGAGAAAGAUAAUAAAAUCUUCAAUACUAAUGAAUCUAUAAAUAGUCAAACAUUCAAUGAUCUUAAAUGGAGUGUUAUUGAUCGAUGGCAAACACAUUCUGGUUUUAUUCAAGCAUUUGUUGAAAAUAUUCGUAACGAACUGAACAAGUUUCCUGACAAUGUUCGUAAUGAUGUUGUUAUUUUAUUUUCUGCUCAUUCAUUACCAAUGAGUGUAAGUUGA
Molecule: messenger RNA, 828 nt
Organism: Rotaria sp. Silwood1
Lineage: Eukaryota; Metazoa; Rotifera; Eurotatoria; Philodinida; Philodinidae
Source: the annotation of a GenBank genome assembly